Camponotus floridanus (Florida carpenter ant) is the source of this 2119-nucleotide messenger RNA. It is a transcript of the gene Dolk, whose product is annotated as dolichol kinase. The coding region runs from base 378 to 1727 and encodes 449 amino acids. Gene Ontology annotation, molecular function: dolichol kinase activity. The transcript is spliced from 7 exons. Gene Ontology annotation, biological process: dolichyl monophosphate biosynthetic process. Gene Ontology annotation, cellular component: endoplasmic reticulum membrane. Lineage: Eukaryota; Metazoa; Arthropoda; Insecta; Hymenoptera; Formicidae. The record is from RefSeq and is a predicted model, not a curated record.
AUGAUGCAUAAUCAGCUGUUGUGGCGUCAUUCGAAUAAUGCGACGGAGAGUGCGAUAUAUUCUUUCAAGUGACUCGAUCGUCUACAAUACUUUUCCGUGUUCAAAGUGCGUCGUGGAUGUUGGACGGUGUUGGUGCAUUGUUGUUAUAAAAAGCAAUCUCUUCUAAUCAAGAAAAAAAAUGGAGAUGGUAAUCGAACGAUAUGAAUACCUUGAGAAAAGGAUACUACAAAAUGUCAAAUGCAACGGCGUACAACACCGUGUCGAUCACACCGUUGAAAUAUACUGCUUAUGAUGCAAUGACAAUCGUUAAUUAUAAUUACUAGCAAUGAUGAUGAAAAGGAUGUUAGAGAAACAAGGUUAGGUUUGUAUAUGCAUUUAUGUUAUUUUUUUACAGACCAAACGCAAGCAGCGGAUUAUGGUUAGGUAUCUUGGUUGGUUUAAGCGCUGCAGUUACAAUAAUAAAGGAACAAAACAGCUAUUCUGAAAUAUGUCUGUGUGUUGGAACUGCAGGCUUUGGUCUUGUUCUCUGUUCCAUCUGCCUUUAUAUGCGGCUUUCGAUAGAGAAAGUUGCAGUAAAAGAUUUUCACGCCAUAUAUUUUCUGCCUGCGAUUGUAACAUCUCUACUCUUUCUAUUUAUAGCUAACAGAGGAUUGCUAAUGAGUGUCAUAUGGGGUUUAACUGUCGGGAAUCUGGGCACAUGGAGUGUCCUGCAACUAAUGUCAGCUUUUCCAUAUUGCUUCACAAUGGGUGAGGCAACAGCAAUUAUGCAUAGUUUUGUUCUGUUUUUGAUGUCAGCUGUUACCAAUUUACCUUUACGAUAUCAUUUACCUCCAAUUCAUGACAAUGACAUCAGUACAGUUUUGUUGCAGGUUGGAAUACUGUAUGUAGUGUUGGUGUGUCUUCUGUGUGGGUAUUUUCCUAUCCUGCGUAGUACAAGAUAUUUCUAUUUAAUGACAAUCAAUCUCAUAUGUUUUAUAAUUCUUCCAAUACUUUAUAUUAUUCUCGAUCAAAAUCCGAUAAUGUGGAUAAUUUCUUUUGUUUUCAGCCGUGAAAGGAUUGCAAUAAUUUUAUAUUGGACAAUAUGUUUGUUAUUAAGCAUCUGUACAAUAACUUAUCAGAUUUUAUCAAAAAGCCAAGCAACAACCUCAACUAGAAAAUAUUUUCAUAUAUUAGCGGUACUUGUAUAUAUUCCUGGCAUGAUAUAUGAUCCAUCACUUUUAUAUCUUGCCAGUGGCAUAAUAUUGGCACUAUUUAUUAUUAUUGAGGUAAUCCGACUUUUGAGCAUCCCACCUUUGGGAGAAAUUUUACAACAAGGAUUUACCGUAUUCGCUGAUGAAAAAGACUAUUUGCUCUCAUUGACACCUAUAUAUUUACUCUGUGGUCUAUCGUUUCCUCUUUGGAUGCCAACUAAUAAUUUGACAUUAUUGAUAUUACUUAGCGGCGUGCUAACAGUAGGAAUUGGUGAUACCACUGCUAGCUUUGUUGGUAGCAGAUGGGGUUUGCACAAGUGGUUGGGCACAGAGAAAAGCGUUGAAGGCACAGUUGCAUGCAUAUUUUCCCAAAUUUGCAUAAUAUUUGGUCUAACAUGUUGUGGUUUUAUGGACACUUACUGGUUAUUGCCGAGAAGCAUUUUAGCAGUUAUAUCAAUAUCAUUGAUCGAAGGGCGCACAAAUCAAAUGGACAAUCUGGCUCUGCCAUUAUUAAUGUACAUAUGUUUGAUGAUAUAAACAUGUACUGUUCUUCCAAAAUUUAAUAGCUACAAUUAGUUCAAACUAGAUUUCAAAAACAUAAUAUACUAUCAUUUCGUAGCUAAUUUCUGAUCGCCUUUUAUAAUAAUAAUGAAAAUAGAAAUAAUUUUGACAGAACGUUUUUUAAUAGCCUUUUUUGCUGUCAGAUUGUUAAAGGCAAGGCUGUUAAUUUAUAAAUAUAAAUAAUCUAAUAUUUAAUGUGUCAUUAUGCUGCACAUAUAUAAUUAACCGCAAACAGAUUGUGGAUGACUGUUAGACUGUUUAAUCUGAGAAAGACUACAUCACUUUUAAUUUAUUAUAUAAAAUAACAUACAUAAUUGACAUAAUUAGAAAGAUUACUUUAAUUAAAAAGAUGUAGCAAAUGAAAAGUC